UACAUGUGUAUUUAGUUUGAACAUUUCCUCUUGAAUCUGAACAAAGAAAGAAUAUUCGUAUAGUAUGUAUACAAUACUGUAUUUAUAAACAAAAUACACUGAUGAUGAACAUAACCUUAAAAUUGCCCUUCCCAAUAAUUCGAUAGAAUGUUGUUGCAAGUUAAAUUGUGAUCAAUAUUACAAAAAUGGCAGGUAGUAUGAGGCAAUUAGAAGAACGACAACUCCCAGCUGAAGUAACAAAGAUGCAGUGGUCCCCAAAAAUGGAUCUUUUAGCAAUCGCAAAUGUCAAAGGAGAAGUUACAUUGCAUAGAUUAACGUGGCAAAGAGUAUGGUUGUUAAGUCCUCAAGAAGAAUCUGAUACUAUAGUAAAUUUAGCAUGGAGACCAGAUGGAAAACUUCUAGCCAUUUGUUAUGAAACUUCUAAAUUAAUAUGUCUUGUAGAUAUUGAAAAUAAAAAUAUUAUACAUAGAACAAAACUAAUGUUACACAAUGCAAUUACAUGCAUGAUGUGGUUACCAUUAACAAAUUUAGAAAAUGAUAAUUUACUGAAUGGUAACAAAGCAAAUAUGUUACCAACUGGAGAAUAUCUUCCACCUUUACCUAGUUUAAACAGAAGUUUUGGUCAAGAACCAGAACGCAAAGAAUUUUUAUCUCAAACUUUAGAUGUACUUUUUCUUGGUUUAGAUGAUGGUAAUGUUGCAAUGUAUGUAUUUGGAAUGUUCUAUUGUGGCACAAUUUCUGUUGGUCAUGGUCAAAUAUUAGAAAUUAGUGGUGGAUUUGGAAAAUCAAUGUGGAUCACAUGGAAAGAUAAUAGUGGCAUCAAAGCAAGUAGAUUAUGGUGUCCAUUACUGGAACAAAGCACAGCAUUCUUAAAGGUAGCACAAGCUCAAGCUAAUAUUGAAUACCUAAUGGAUUAUCUUUCACGUACAUUAAUGGCAAUCUCUGAAGCAUGGGAAACAAUUCUCUUAGAAAUGGAUGAAAAGCUUGCACGAUAUGCAGAAACAAAUCCACCUGGUGGAGUUGCUGCAGAUUUUCUAGAAUUAUUGAUGAUUGGUAUACCCACUCAAAAUUUAGAAAAUUUUUUGUUGCGUGAUUUGACUGAAAAGGGUUUAAAGAAAUUGGGGCACAGUAUUGAGAUGUGCUAUAGUAAUAUACAGAAAUUAGUCUUGAAAAAUUUAACUAGUGUUGGAAUGGCUUUAGUAUAUCAAUUAGCGGAAAUGAGAGGAAUGGUAAGAUUGGGUGGUCCAUAUGAAUUAUUGGGACUUACUGACGAAAAUAUUAUAACUAAUGCUCUUCAUGCAUCAGAAGCUUUUUUAGCAAAAUCUUCUGAAAUUCAGCAAGUAAUAGACCAUAGCAUGCGAGAUUAUAAAGCAUUUUUCCGGUGGUUGUAUGUUGUAAUUUUAAGGCUAACAGAUGAAAGAAUACCAUCUGAAGUAAGCCGUGUCAGUCAACAAGAAUUAACUUUUAUUGCUGAAUUUUUGCGUGGUUUUGAUAAAACUGAACCCGGCGUUGGGGGAAGAAAAGGAGUAAAUUUAGAAAAAUUAGGUCAAUACUUAAGACGUGAAAAUUUACAAACUUGCUUAACGCCCGAAGGUAGCGAGUGGGCUGCUAUGCUCGAUGAAAAUCAUUGUCUUCGUGAUCAUCCACUUAUUGUGAAACAAGAUUUAAAUUAUUCUUUAUUACAAUCCCAUACAAAAUUGAUUACUGCUGUACAUAAUGUUUUUCGUGAAGCUUAUCAAGGGUUAGUUGAACAUUUUACCAUAUCAAAUAUUGCUUUAGCCCCAUCUAUGGGGUUUACCUCGUCUCAAAUGGCAACAAAUGAUGAUGGAUUGUUAGUAGCUACAUGUGAUAUGGACCAUAAAAUAUUACGACUAUUUAAAGUUGAAUGUUUAUGUACAGAACCUACUUCUCUUAGUUUUAAAUUGGGAACCAUAAAUAUAGAUCAUAGAUCAGAAUCCUGUUCUAAAACCUACAUGGAUUGUACUGUAGUUGAUCUACAAUUUUACUCUAAUGAAUAUCUCAGCUUAUUGUUACAUAACAAACAAACACAUGCAUCGUAUCUUGUACAGUUACCAUUAAAUUACGUUCGAAUUUUUGAAAACCAAGAUAAAAAUGUAAUUAGUUUAACAGAUCUUUUAGGUAAUAGUUGGCCAAGACCUUUUCAAGGUAUAUCUGCAAAAAGAAUAGCAGUCACUGGUGCACGCAAAAUAGCUGCUGUUUUAAGUGAAAGUAAUAGGAAAAUAAGAUUAUUAGAAACUGAAGUAGAACCCGAAGAUGAGGAAGAUGAAGAUGAUGAAGAAGAUGGAACUAAUGAUAGUAUGUUAGAUACUACUCAUGGAAUACCUACAAGUUCCCAAUAAACUUAUAUGCUUAAUAAUUAAAAUUAACGUAACUGAAAAGAUAUUUAU
Molecule: messenger RNA, 2408 nt
Organism: Eufriesea mexicana
Lineage: Eukaryota; Metazoa; Arthropoda; Insecta; Hymenoptera; Apidae
Gene: APC4
Product: anaphase-promoting complex subunit 4
Exons: 7
Coding region: 186-2360 (724 amino acids)
Biological process (GO): protein K11-linked ubiquitination; anaphase-promoting complex-dependent catabolic process
Cellular component (GO): nuclear periphery; anaphase-promoting complex
Molecular function (GO): protein binding
Source: RefSeq, a predicted model, not a curated record